Molecule: messenger RNA, 1029 nt
Organism: Penicillium argentinense
Lineage: Eukaryota; Fungi; Ascomycota; Eurotiomycetes; Eurotiales; Aspergillaceae
Exons: 4
Coding region: 1-1029 (342 amino acids)
Source: RefSeq, a predicted model, not a curated record
AUGACCAUGGAAUCUGCUGCUGUGGAUGACCAGAGUCAGGGCCCGACCAUUCUGGCAGCAUGCUGGGUUCUUUUCGCCAUCCCGGCCUUGAUGGCUGGCCUACGAUUCUGGUGCAAGGCCAAAUUGAGCCGUGGUCUGGGCUUGGAUGAUCUCCUGCUAGGUAUCGCACUGGCCGUGAACAUGGGCGUGGUGGGAAGACACGUUUUCGCCAUUGAGGACCAAGAAAAGAUACCACCGGCCUUGAAGCUGGUCUAUAUCAGCUAUGUGAUUAUCAUUAUCGGCUGCGUGUUUAGCAAGACCUCCUUCGCCUUUACUCUUUUGCGCAUUGUGACUCGCACUUGGAUGAAGAUUCUGAUUUGGAUCAUCAUCAUCUCCAUGAAUGCCAUCAUGUGGCUGUGCGCCAUCUGCUACCUGGCCCAAUGCAAGCCUGCUGAGGCUCUAUGGAACGUCAAGCUCAUGGCAACUGCCAAGUGCUGGCCCAGCCACGUGUUUGAGACAAUUGCGCUCACAGCUGGAGCCUACUCUGGAUGCAUGGACUUUGUCCUUUCCGUUCUCCCUUUUGUCGUCCUCUGGGAGCUUGAGAUGAAGAAGCGUGAGAAAGCGGGUAUUGCCCUUGCCAUGAGCAUGGGAAUCUUCGCCGCCGCAACCGCCUUCAUCAAUACCUCGAAGCUGGUCAACGUGUCCCAGGUUCAGGAUUUCACCUGGUUCUGCUCCACUAUUACGAGCUGGGCCUCCGUCGAGACAGGUCUGACCAUCUUCGCGGCGUCCAUUCCCGCCCUCCGCCUCCUCUUCAUCCGUAUGCGCUCCGGCUACGAUAACCCCAGCGACCCCUCGUCCAACUACUCCGGCAAGUCUUAUAACCAGCGCGGCACCCACGGCACAGACACGAUUGCGCUCGAGGACAAUGAUGCGGAAAGCCUCAAGAGCAUGUUGAGCAAGACGGCCGUCAAGACCGAGCGUCAGGUUGCCGUGACCAGUGAACGGGAUGCCAAUGCCGAGCGGGAGCUUGAGAGCCAGCGGAAUGCUUAA